AUGAUUGCAAACACCUUCGCCCUUACCUUUGCGUUUUUAUCAGUGGCGCAUGCCUUGAAACUCCACGCCGAGCCAAACCUUAAGAAAAUCAAGAUUGCGGCCGCUCAAGUCAAGCCCGCCUACCUUGAUCGUGCCGGCACGACUGGCAUCAUUGUCGACUGGAUUGACAGAGCUGGGAAACAAAAUGUCACUGUCUUAGGCUUUCCUGAAGCCUUUCUGCCAGGAUAUCCUUCUUGGUUCUCCUAUCAUCCUGUCGACAGCAACUUGGCAUACGACCUUCACCUUAAGCUUUUCGAAAACGCGAUUUCUGUUCCUGGCCCGGAGACCGAACUGAUAGGUGAAGCAUGCCGCAAAGCGGGCAUCUAUGCCGUCAUCGGUUGCUCUGAGAAACGAGAAAAUACGACUGGAACAAUGUGGAAUACACAAUUGGUCUUCGGACCAAGCGGUGAUAUUUUACUAAAACAUCAGAAAUAUGUUCCCACGACAAUGGAACGGCUACCACACAUGCCUGGCACAACUGGAUCUCAAGCAGCUAUUCAAACGGACUUCGGCGGUCUAUCAACGUUGAUCUGCGGGGAGAACUCCAACCCACUUGCUGCGUACAAUCUUGUGGCGACCGACAGUCCAACUGUGCAUGUUGCGUCCUGGCCGACUCAUUUCGCUGGUGGAUGGUCUCUUUACAACUGCACAUUGAUUGCGUCAAAAGCUCUUGCAUACACAAUGAAGGCCUUCGUCAUCAACGCCUGCGCGGUCAUCGGAGACGACGCAAUUGCUGCUUGGCAGCCACCAGAUGAUGAAAGAAAGUUGAUUGCCGAGGAACGAAAGCUUGGUUUAUCAACCAUCAUAGAUCCUAUGGGUGAGGUCAUUGCUGGUCCAGCAGAAGCAGGCGAAACGCUCCUGGUCGCGGAGGUUGACCUAACAGAAACCGUGGUUGCCAAGUACACGCACGACUUUGGUGGUCAUUACAAUCGGCCGGACAUAUUUGCGCAUCUCUUCACGGAAUACUUCAGCAAGGAUACUUAG
Colletotrichum gloeosporioides is the source of this 1023-nucleotide messenger RNA. Its product is annotated as Nitrilase 3. Bases 1 to 1023 code for a protein of 340 amino acids. Lineage: Eukaryota; Fungi; Ascomycota; Sordariomycetes; Glomerellales; Glomerellaceae. The record is from RefSeq and is a predicted model, not a curated record. The transcript has a single exon. Gene Ontology annotation, molecular function: catalytic activity.